This is a messenger RNA of Ilex paraguariensis (yerba mate), 282 nucleotides long. Lineage: Eukaryota; Viridiplantae; Streptophyta; Magnoliopsida; Aquifoliales; Aquifoliaceae. The record is from the annotation of a GenBank genome assembly.
AUGGAACUUCCAACUUCAUCCGAUGCUAAAUCCUCGGCAGCCCAACUCACAAUUUUCUAUGGAGGGACCAUAAAUGUGUACGAUAAAGUUACAAUUGAUAAGGCCCAAGCUAUUAUGCUGCUAGCUGGUGAAAACUCCUUGUCAGCCCCUGUUGUGGAAAGUGUACCAACAAUAGAUAUGACAAAAGUUACAAAACCAGUUCAGCCAUCCAAUUUCCCUCAAUUUGCAAGUUACAAGCAGACAUUCCAAUUGCAAGAAAGUAUUCCCUCCAACGAUUUUUAG